AUGUGCUCUAGUCAAGCAGAAGGGACUAUCCAGCAUCAACACCCUGCUGAGGCCCCAAGCAAGGGUCAGAGCCAGACCAAGAAUGACAAGGAUGAGAUCCAGGUGCAGACUCAUUUACAAACGUCUGGCGUCGUCCAAGACCCCAGCUCUUCUGCUCACCCAUUUUGUGAUUUCAAGACGGCAGCCCUGGCUCCGGAGUCACACAGGAAGAAGGGGGAAAGGACAAGACGACUCUGCCUUGGCUUGGAAGUUAGGGCAGAGGGAGCUGGAGCGAGGGUGAAGCAAAACCUCCCAGCCUGGACGCAGACCGACAGCAAAAGCUUCAUUGAGCAAGUCAUUAAGUAUUUCAAGGACUAUGUGAGGAGAGAGGCUCUGGAACUCCUGCUGACUGAAGGUGGAGUCUGGGAGAGUCUGUUGGCAGAGGCUGGUUUGUCCAGGGAUGAGGCAAAUGAGCUCUAUGAAGCUCUGAGAAAGCUUAUGACAGUCAUGGCCACGGAGGACAAAGCCAUGCUCCAGAAAGAAGAGCAGGAUAGAAAGAGGUUUUUGAACGAGUUUCCUCAGACGAAAAUGGAGCUUGAGGAGCUCAUAGGAAAGCUCCACGCCCUCGCAGACAAGGUUGACAAGGUACACAGGGACUGCACCAUCUCCAACGUGGUGGCCACCUCCACCAGCAUUGUCUCUGGCAUCCUGACCAUCCUUGGCCUGUCUCUGGCACCGGUGACAGCAGGGGCCAGUCUGGUGCUCUCGGCAACUGGGAUGGGGCUGGGAACAGCGGCUGCUGUGACUGGCGUUUCCAGCAACAUUGUGGAUUACUCAAGCAGUUUGUGGGCAAAAGCCGAAGCUGACCACCUAGUGUCAGCCGGCAUCAGCGGGGAGGAGCUUGUUAUGAAGGUUGUGGGUCACGCUGCAUCCGAAAUUAAAUCCGUGACCGAGAAAUGCAUCCCACUCAUCCAACGCAUUGGGAAACACAUCCGCGCCAUCAAGAAAGCCAAAGCCAACCCUCACUUACUAGCCGAGGCCAAGAGCUUCAUGACCGCCGGGACAGCCUCAGUCCAAUGCAGUGGGCAGGUGCAGGAAGCAUUUGGAGGCACUGCUCUGGUGAUGACCAAAGGAGCCCGCAUCGCGGGUGCGGCCACUGCAGGUGUUCUCCUUCUGGCAGAUGUGAUCAGCCUUGUCAAAGAGUCAAAGCACUUGCAUGAAGGGGCAAAGGCAGAGUCAGGGAAAGAGCUGAGGCAGCGGGCUCAGGAACUGGAGAAAAAAUUAGAGGAGCUCACCCAGAUCCACAAGGGUCUGCAGCUCCCGCCAAACUAAGUGACCCUCCACAGCAGCUCAGAGAUCAGGGCAGAUGUGCUGGACAAAGACAUGGGCAAAAUAGAGGCAUAUGAUUAGAGGGAAAAAAAGGGUGAGGUAAAGUUUAUGGAACUGGGCAUUAAGUAUUUGGCAUUUCUGUAGCUGAGCACAGUGUAUUAGUUUCUGUUGCUUAUAACAAAAUACACGGAACUGGUGAUUUAUAAGAAAACAAAAUUCAUUGC
Messenger RNA from Galeopterus variegatus (Sunda flying lemur), 1532 nucleotides. RefSeq names its product apolipoprotein L2-like. Gene Ontology annotation, cellular component: extracellular region; membrane. The record is from RefSeq and is a predicted model, not a curated record. Gene Ontology annotation, biological process: lipoprotein metabolic process; lipid transport. The transcript has 5 exons. NCBI's taxonomy places the organism in Eukaryota, Metazoa, Chordata, Mammalia, Dermoptera, Cynocephalidae. The coding region runs from base 1 to 1311 and encodes 436 amino acids. Gene Ontology annotation, molecular function: lipid binding.